ACCUUGGGUGAAGAUCAGAAGCUGUGUAGAAACGAACACCAACAAACUGCCAGGUUGUCUGCAGGGAUUCCAUUUGAGGGCAGUGGGGGCCCUCAGCUAGAGAAGCCAGCUUGUUAGUGAAGCCAACACCGUUGGGUCCAAUGCAGACGUGACAUUCGAGAGGCUGUGUUGCUCCAUUGCUAAAAUGAGGGGAGAAAAGGACGGGGGGAAGGGGACACCCAUCUAGGAUUGAAUUUCCACAGAACAGCAUUCCAAAAAAAAAAAUCUGAGGCGACGCAAGAUUGUGGAGGUUCCCUGAGCAAACAACCUCUGGUGUGUAACCUGGUGAGGGUUUAGCAGGCUUGCCGGUGGGUGCACAUCGAGGACAGACUGAGACGUUUGGAAGGACACGAACAAGAGACGAACGAGCUGCUGAGCCAUAAGAAAGGAACAAUGUGAUCAUUUAUCAGCGGGUAAAUCUUUCUGUUCAACACAUUCUCCGGUGAGACAUUUGUAGCGGCCCCUAACUUUGGAUGGACCGUGGUGACCCACAGGACGCAGAUGAAAGAGGAGGUGGAAGGAAAGAGAGCGAUGCAGAAAAAGAUAAAGAGAUGAAAAACCAACUGAACCUCGAGGAAAAGGGCGAGACAGAGAAUAAAAAGAAUGAAAAAGAGAAGAGUUCAAAGGCCGUAUGCAGGAAAGGAUUACCACUGAGCGAAAGACUGGUCAUUAACGUCUCAGGGAUGCGUUAUGAAACCCAACUUCGCACCUUAUCCCAGUUCCCUAAUUCCAUGCUUGGUGACCCACGAAGGAGGUUACGCUACUUUGACCCAUUGCGAAACGAAGUCUUCCUGGACCGAAAUCGGGCCUGCUUUGAUGCGAUCCUCUACUUUUACCAGUCAGGCGGGAGGCUUCGGAGGCCCAAUAACAUCCCCUUGGACGUCUUCAUGGAUGAGCUGUUGUUCUACGAGCUAGGGGAGGACAUCAUGAGCCGCUUCAAAGAGGAUGAAGGUUUCACUAAAGAGGUGGAGAAGCCAUUGCCCUCAAACGAAACGCAGAAGAAACUGUGGAUGUUGUUUGAACACCCUGAGUCCUCAUCGGCCGCUCGGAUCAUUGCCAUUAUCAGCGUUAUGGUCAUUGUGGUGUCGAUUCUCAUCUUUUGUCUGGAAACUUUGCCGGAUUUCCGCAUUGAGAAGGAGACACGAGAGAAUUUCCACAAGCAUGACAGCCAAGCAAAGAACAUGUCAGAGAACAUGCCACCACCCCCCAGUGUUUUCAACGACCCCUUCUUCAUUGUGGAGACCGUGUGUAUCUGCUGGUUCUCUUUCGAGCUCAUCAUGCGUUUUGCCUGCUGUCCCAGCAAGAUACACUUCUUCAAGGAUGUCAUGAACAUCAUCGACUUCAGUGCCAUUUUGCCCUAUUUCGUCACUCUGGGAACGGAGCUCGCCAGGAGCAACGAAGCCAGUCCCGCCACUUCCUUGGCCAUCGUGAGGGUUAUCCGACUCGUGAGGGUCUUCAGGAUCUUCAAGCUGUCCCGUCACUCCAAAGGACUUCAGAUCCUGGGUCAGACGCUGAAGGCGAGCAUGCGUGAGCUGGGCCUUCUCAUUUUCUUCCUGUUUAUCGGCGUCAUCCUUUUCUCCAGCGCCAUCUACUUUGCCGAGGCCGACCACAACGACACGGCCUUCGUCAGCAUACCGCACGCUUUCUGGUGGGCUGUGGUCACCAUGACAACAGUGGGCUACGGUGACAUGUACCCGGAGACAGUGUGGGGUAAGCUGGUGGGCUCCAUGUGUGCCAUCGCUGGUGUGCUUACCAUUUCCCUGCCGGUGCCGGUCAUAGUCUCCAACUUUAGCUACUUCUACCACCGUGAAACGGAGUGCGAGGAUCGAAGCCGGUACGCGCACGUCACUAGCUCGACGUGGGAAGACGAGGACGAUGAGGGCGAGGAAACACAGGAGGAGAACCAGUAUCCAGAGGAGGGUUAUUACGCCAUCGGUGGGACCUAUGAUAAUUUGAAUGAAACUCUUGCUAGACCGAACAUGGAACCGAACGCUGCAUUGGUAGGAAAUGGUCAACUACGGGAACCGCUUGUCACCCAGGUGUGAACAGGAGGAUCUCCACAUGUCUUAUUGACUAAUGAGUAUCCUCAGGAUAUACACAAUUUGUACGUUUGCAUUACGGCAUCCUCUCAAAGGACAAUACUGUAACCUUGGAUUUACUUUAGACUAGUCAGUGUACAGCUUCUAUGGAUAUACUGUCAACACACAGCCAUCUCAAUACCCAGCAACACGUUAAGAGGGUCUUGCCUAGUCAAGCACGGUCUGGGGCUGCGUGAGUGCUGCCGGCGCUCCGUUGAGGUAAACAUGAAUUCCAUAAACACUCUGAAGUCAGGGGUAUUAAACUAGCGGCCCGGGGGCAUAAUCCGGCCAGGAAGUUCAAACACUUUUGCAGCAAAUUCCUAAAAACACUGGAAUGCUGUAAUUGUGAUGAUUUUUUUUGCAGACAAUCCUUAAAUAAAACAGAGUGCUCCUGUAACUCUGACAAAAUAAAACGACCAAAUUCAAAUGUCCACUGUAGAGGACCUUGGUUCUCAGGAAAAUAGUCCAGACCCCCCCGGUCCAUAGCUUUUCUGGAAAUGUGGCCCCCAAAAUAAUUUAAUUGAAUAUCCCUGCUCCAUGGUUGUUUAGGGACACAACGACUCAAGGGAGCACAUGAUCAUAACCUGUGCUUUUUGUAAAAAAAUUAAGAUGUUUUUUUUAAUUUAAAUCUAAAUCCAUCCAUCCAUUUUCUACCGCUUAUUCCCUUUCGGGGUCGCGGGGGGCACUGGCGCCUAUCUCAGCUACAAUCGGGCGGAAGGCGGGGUACACCCUGGACAAGUCGCCACCUAAUCGCAGGGCCAACACAGAUAGACAGACAACAUUCACACUCACAUUCACACACUAGGGCCAAUUUAGUGUUGCCAAUCAACCUAUCCCCAGGUGCAUGUCUUUGGAAGUGGGAGGAAGCCGGAGUACCCGGAGGGAACCCACGCAUUCAUGGGGAGAACAUGCAAACUCCACACAGAAAGAUCCCGAGCCUGGAUUUGAACCCAGGACUGCAGUACCUUCGUAUUGUGAGGCAGACGCACUAACCCCUCUGCCACCGUGAAGCCUUAAAUCUAAAUUUUGAACUAAUUUUGCUGUCAAAGUUCAAUAAUCGGGUUGUUUGAACAAAAUUAGGACUGUGUAAUAUUACCCGUAACCCUUUGCAUAUAGGCAAAUUAGGUCAUUCUUUUUGGUAGCGUAACACUUCACUGUUCACUCAGCACAGAUGUCGUACAUAACGUCUUCAAAGCUCACCUUUAGGCAUUUGCACACAUUCGGAAACCAGGGUGAGGUGAUAAAAGCAAGGUACAAAUAUGAUGCAUCUAUUUAUGGCAACAUCAGACAAAGUUUCGCUUUUGCAUUUCAUACCACAUAUUGUGGUGCGUUCAAGGACCCUUGAAUACAUGUAGAAUACAGAAUUUGCUAGUUUUUAAUCACAGGAGAGGCAUAACCCCGAUUAGAUUCACUACUAAUAAUAUAAUAGAAUGAUGAUAUAUGAUUAUUAUUAUCCACUAAUGAUUAUCAUAUGAAAAUCACAAACACUCGACAUAUUUAUCAUUUAUGAUAUAUGAUUAUUAAAACUCCCAUUUUAAAUAUUUUAUAAUGUUUGUUGGCACUAUUUAAAAAAAAAAAAAAACACAACUUUUUUAGUUGCAGAUCUGUAGGUUUAGGGUAGAGUGGUAAAUAAUAAUAAAGACCAUGUUGAGAGCCACAAAAAGCCUGAUUCCAACAUUUGGACAUGUUGACGGUGAGCUCUAUUAAUGCGAUUUAGACAAUACCUUCUUUGUGUUGACUCUUUUUCCAGUGGCUAGAACAUCUACUACAUUGCUGUACAAGAUGGACACUGACUAAUCUAAAGUUGCAUUUCAACAGCAUUUUUUGUUGCUGAAAUGUGACAUUCAGUUUUUUUAUUUUUUUAAAUACCUCCUUGCUGGAUUUUGAGAAUGUAUUUGUUUGUCCAGACACUAUGACGUCUUAUUUUGUCGUCACUUUGCAUAUUUCUAACUGGAAACACAUGAGGCUUUCUCGAUUUGCAAACACAUCGGGAUCUUUUGUAAACCAACUCUGCAUUCUCCGCAUUCUUUUGCCCAUACACAGCAUUCAUGUGAAGACAGUGAAGUUCCUGUAAAAACACACCGUCUUUCAACACUUAAUGAGAACUGAAUGACUCCUGAAUGUUUUAAUAAAUGCCAUAUUUAUUUAAUUUUC
Messenger RNA from Nerophis ophidion (straightnose pipefish), 4271 nucleotides. Its product is annotated as potassium voltage-gated channel subfamily A member 1-like. Gene Ontology annotation, cellular component: membrane; voltage-gated potassium channel complex. Gene Ontology annotation, molecular function: protein binding; delayed rectifier potassium channel activity. The record is from RefSeq and is a predicted model, not a curated record. Gene Ontology annotation, biological process: protein homooligomerization; potassium ion transmembrane transport. NCBI's taxonomy places the organism in Eukaryota, Metazoa, Chordata, Actinopteri, Syngnathiformes, Syngnathidae. Bases 513 to 2084 code for a protein of 523 amino acids. The transcript has 3 exons.